Pelobates fuscus (common spadefoot toad) is the source of this 4318-nucleotide messenger RNA. Its product is annotated as baculoviral IAP repeat-containing protein 1-like. The record is from RefSeq and is a predicted model, not a curated record. Gene Ontology annotation, cellular component: IPAF inflammasome complex. Lineage: Eukaryota; Metazoa; Chordata; Amphibia; Anura; Pelobatidae. Gene Ontology annotation, biological process: pyroptotic inflammatory response; inflammatory response; detection of bacterium. Gene Ontology annotation, molecular function: cysteine-type endopeptidase inhibitor activity involved in apoptotic process; ATP binding.
UAUUGUGCAAGGCAAGCACAAGCAUUUCAGGACUGAGAAUGGCUUCCUCUGAGGAUCUGAGAGAACCAGAAGAUGAGAAAGUGGAUGUAAUGAACAUUCAAGAGUGUAAUCCAUUGGAGAUGGAAAAAUCAAUGUAUUUUGUAAAUGCGGACUUUCAUCAACUUGCUGCUAAAAAUAAUGCGAAAUAUGCAGCCAUACGCCAGCAGUUGGGGAACAGCUACAAUGCAUUCAUGAGAAGUGAAACCAGGAGGCUGAAAUCUUUCCACUCAUAUAUAAAACUUUCAUCAUGGUGUCCAAAGUUGAUGGCCAACGCAGGAUUUUAUUUCACUGGAGUGGAGCACAGUGUCCAGUGCUUCUGCUGUGGCCUUGUUUUCUGUACAACGAGCCUACGAACCCCUCCGUAUGAAGAUCAUGUGAAACACAAUCCUACAUGCAUGUUCAUUCAAGGCAAAGAUGUUGGCAACAUCCCCAAGUAUGAAGUGCGUGUUCAACAGUCAGAGACUGAUGGCACAAAUCUACAGCCCACUGCUCAGUUCACAACAGAGGAAUCAAGGCAAACAACCUUUUCUGGCUGGCCUUUCUAUGCCAGGACUCAACCAGCUGAACUUGCCAGAGCAGGAUUCUGCUUUACUGGGCUCAGGGACACUGUGCAGUGCUUCUCAUGUGGAGGGUGCCUGGGAAACUGGGAAGAGGAGGAUGACCCCUGGAAAGAACAUACAAAGUGGUUUCCUGAGUGCAAUUUUCUUGGUAGUAAGAAAACCCAAGUUGAAAUAAAGCAAUAUAUUAAAUCUUACGAUGGAUUCUCUGGAUUUAUGGGCAAACAUUUCACGACAGUUCUCGGUGAGAAGAUUUUACCCAUGGAGACACGGGUUGUCCACCUCAACAUCUUCCAAGAUGAAGACGUACGUCUGGAUUCAUUUAAGAAAUGGCCUGAAAAUGCCCAUGCAAUGCCUGCUGACCUUGCUCAAACUGGUUUUUACUACACAGGAGUAGCUGAUGCUGUUAAGUGUUUUAUAUGUGGAAUAGGCCUUACUGGUUUUGAACCAGGGGAGGAUCCUUAUACAGAACAUUUGAGACACAGCUCUUCGUGUGAGUUUUUACGUAACCUGGCACAAAGUAAAUCUAGAGAGGUGGAAAAUGAAAAACAUAAGAAGAAUCUUCAAACUCAGUUUUGUGUCUCAGAAAUACAGAAACCCAGCCUGAACAAUGAAAGAUAUGGCACAGACAUUUCCAGUGAUUGUUGGGUUCAAGAAGCAGCAAACCUAAAGCACCAGUUGAUGGAGUUUUACAAUAGCUGGAACUUCAGUAAACUGUCAUCAUUUCCUGAUUCCUCCCAUCUUUCCAUAGACCUGAAAUCCCUCUUUGCAGAUAUAUCUGUGGUCUUGAAGGACACCAGGAAUCAGCCAGUUCGGCAGCUGACAUUACCUGAUAUACUGUCCAUUCUGAGUGAUAUCACCAUGAUAGAAGGUGAGGCUGGCAGUGGGAAAACAGCUCUGCUCCGAAAAAUAGCCAUUCUCUGGGCCUCAGGAACCUGUUCCAUACUCAGCCGGUUCAGCCUUGUCUUUUAUAUCUCAGUUUCCUCCACUGAAAACCAACAAACAUUAAGUGACAUAAUCAGAGAACAACUGGUUGGAUCCACGACAUUGCUUAAUGAAAAUGUUAUGAAAGAAAUUAUAAGACAUUUAGGAAACCAAGUCCUGUUUCUUGUGGAUGACUAUGGUGAAACAGAAUUGGCUCCUGAAGCCAUAGAGGACCUUAUGCUAAAUAAUCCUGCCAACAGAGUGAGUGUUGCAGCCACCACAUGUACUGGCACGGGCAGGAAACUGCGGAAAUAUGCAAGGAAUGUAAUUGGCAUUCAAGAAUUCCCGUUGUACAGCUCAAUAUAUCUUUAUAGGCAGCUUUUUUCACAUGACAUGGCAUUUGUGGAGACGUUUUUAUUGGAGUUAAUAUCUUCAAAAGCAUUGCAAGCUGCAUUAAAGACCCCUCUUUUUGCGUUUGCUCUUUGUGUUUACUGGGUAGAGAACCCUAACGAAAAAGUAUCGGGGGAUACUGUGAUUUGCAAAGCCUAUCUAAUGCACAAUAUGUUAAAUCAUCCCAAAGAAAGAGACAGAGUAAAAGCUCUGAUCUCAUCAUGCGGGCAAUUGGCCCUGAAUGGUCUCUUCCAGUCUUGCUUUGAGUUUACGGAUGGAGAUCUCUGUACAUCUGGUGUAAACAGCAAUGAUGCUCUCAAAUUUGGUCUUCUGAGUAAGUUAACCUCCCAGAGACUUCAUCCCAUCUACAAGUUCUUUCACCCAUCUUUUCAGGAGUUUCUUGCUGGAAUAAGGAUCAGUGAGCUCCUGGAGUCUACUGAUUCAGUUCAAGUAGAACAUGCUACAUUAUAUCUCCGUCAAAUUAAUACCUUCAUUAAAAUUGCUGGACGUUAUCAUUAUUUUUUAAAGUACUCGUGCAUGCAUUCUCCCAAAACAACAUCCAUUAUUAUUUCCUACCUGUUUGAUUUAAUGAAUAACAGUGAUGCGUAUGACUGUCAAGUAGACACAACCAAUCAUUUGCAACAUCACCCUGAUCUUGCAAACAUAGAAGAAAUUAUAAGCUUACUAAGUAGCAACAAACAACAUUUUCUCCUUUCGUUUGUAUUUGACAUGCUAUUGUAUUUCUCUAUUAAAGUAGCACAAGAAAGCAAUUCGAUGACUGAAUGUGCUCCCGUCAUCUUGCGUUUCCUUAGUGGACAAGAUCUCUCUAUGGAUUUAACUUCACCAAAUGUGGAGCUAUGUAGAUUUCUGAAGCAAUAUCCAGAAGCUUUCUCAAUGAUUAGGAGCCUCACGCUAUCUGUAUCUGGAACUGAAUGUGAAUCAGAUCUGGAUUUUGUAAAUAACGAUGACUUUGCAUCUCACUGGGCUGUUCAAACGGUUGACCAAGAAUAUUCUCAAGCUUUCCAAUUAGUUUCAGAAGUCGUUCAGAAAACCACUCCUAAGAACUAUCUUCUUAGGAAAAAUGUGGACCUUUCCAAUUUUGUUUUCAACCUAGGAACUUCUAAAAGUCCUGUUUUAAAGAUUGAGGUUAGCGGCCACAUCUUAGAUCGGGGCACUUUACUUUGCAAUCUAAUGAUUUUCUUGUCUCUUUCUGACCGCAUAGAACUGUGCGUAAAGUGCUGUCCAGGGUUUUUUGCAUCUGUCAGGAUGUGCAUUGAGAAAUAUGUUGACAAAUUUGUAAAGUGCAGUAUUUGUAAGGUAGGACUAAGCACAGAAGAGGAAAAGCUGAUUACCCAGAUGUCAUCACUGGAAAUUCUUGAAGUAACUGGCUCUCAUCUUCCAGAAUAUUUAAUUUCACAUUUGGAUAGAUUCCAGGAACUAAAGGAACUGAUACUAACCUGUCGUUUAUCUGACGAAUGGAAUGUGAUUGAUAUUUUGCCAGAUGGUUUUAAAAAACUCCAACAUAUAAAAAAAAUAGAGCUAAACAAUGUGAAUCUGAGAACACAUUCUUUGCAGUUUGCUGAGGUCAUUGAACACUUCUCAAACCUGUCGUGUUUCGUCCUGAGCUGUGACUGCUGUCCGGAAUUUGAAAAGCUGAUUAAAACAUUGUCACAGAAUAGACAAAUAAAAAAAAUACACCUUUCUGGACUAUUUAUAACAAACAAGGAAAUGUUAGAUUUGGCUGCUGUGUUGCCAUCACUUAUGGAUCUUGUCGUUUUGAAAAUCGAAGGAAAUCGUUGUGUGGACUCUGGUGGCCUAAACGCUUUGGCUCAAGCACUACCAUCUCUGGUGAAUCUGGAAGAACUGUAUCUGCCCAGUGGUCCAGCCAUGAAGGAAUCUGCAAUAUUUAUCAUCAGGCAGUUCAAGCAUCUACCGAACCUUAAAAACAUUUAUCUUACCAAUAAUGUUUUGGAUGACAGCAGCUUGAUGGCAUUAGCUCACGAGACAAAAGAAGGCAAUUUAAGCAAUCUCAGCAUGCUAAACUCUGUAAACCAUGAUAUCACACAAGCUGGAUGGAGGGACUUCUUUCUAACAAUAGACAACUUGGCAAGCUUGACAGAACUGUGCAUUGCCAGGGUGUAUGCCCAUCAGUUUAAAACAGACCCGUCAACUCUGAUUGCUUUAGUGCAAUGUGUUUCCCGGCUUCACCGCCUUAAUAAGCUGAUCAUGCAUGGAUGGUUAUUGGAUGAAAAAGAUCUUGAGAUGUUUAAUGCAAUGAAACAAAAGCAUCCUCAGUCAAAAAGCUUCAUGCUUCUGUGGCAAUGGAUAUUACCGUUCCGUCCUAUUGUGAAUGAGUAAUCAUUUAUCAUAAAGGUUAUGUCUUAAUAUUAAACAUCAUACAUCAUGUA